Molecule: messenger RNA, 683 nt
Organism: Misgurnus anguillicaudatus (oriental weatherfish)
Lineage: Eukaryota; Metazoa; Chordata; Actinopteri; Cypriniformes; Cobitidae
Source: RefSeq, a predicted model, not a curated record
GACAGUCCAGAUAAUGAUUGGUGUGGUGUUUUUCUUAUUUGGUUUUGGGAACACUACCGAAGAACCAAACAAAUGCAGAACUUUUUACAUAACUAACAGUGGCAUAGCCCGCUGGGGAUCCCUCAUUUACAUCAUUGCUGGUUCUCUGUCUGUUGGUGUGGAAAAUAAACUCCAUCCCUAUUUGGUGAAAGCUUCGCUUGGAAUGAACGUAUGCAGUGCCGUAACUGCAGGAAUAGCCAUUAUUAUAUUGUCUGUAGAAUUAGCAGGACCACCUUAUUGUUGCUUUCCAGAAGAGUGGGCCAUUGGAACAAUGCUGGUGUUCUCCGUCCUCCAGUUAAUCAUCUCUGUCUGCAUCUCGGCUUUUACCUGCAAAACCACCUGCUGCACAAACCAUACAGUGGUCAAUGUUUCAUUUAACCAGAACAUCUAAAUUUACGAUACUUCAACAUCUGAGUCCUCAGUGGGAAAGAAGACCACCAAAAUAAGCCCAGUCAAUGUAACUCAACAAGCUGCCUACCCCUUUUUAAACCUUUUAAUUGCAUUUAAUUGUAGGUGCAUUUGUAAGUUUGUUUUUAUAAGAUUAAGCCAUGAUAUGUGAUAUUUAGUGAAUGUAACUCAGUUUGACUGUUUGGAAUGGGGUGAUGAACCAAUACGUCAGUAUAACUGUUUGAAUCUGAAAAUGG